Messenger RNA from Neocloeon triangulifer, 722 nucleotides. RefSeq names its product CDGSH iron-sulfur domain-containing protein 3, mitochondrial. Gene Ontology annotation, cellular component: intracellular membrane-bounded organelle. The record is from RefSeq and is a predicted model, not a curated record. Bases 135 to 581 code for a protein of 148 amino acids. Lineage: Eukaryota; Metazoa; Arthropoda; Insecta; Ephemeroptera; Baetidae. Gene Ontology annotation, molecular function: 2 iron, 2 sulfur cluster binding. The transcript is spliced from 3 exons.
CUCUGAACCUGGCUUCCCGGGCCUAAGCAAGCAAGUGCACCGCAAGCAGACUCUUAAUUAUUGUUUAAAAUUCUACUUAAAAGCUUAAAGUUCAAUCUUGAAAUAAUUAGAUAAUCUUUAAUUUGAAAUUAACUAUGGCUUGCCUUCUCCGCCAACCAGCUUUGAGCGGCUGCAGACGAUUUUUUACUCAAAAUAGAUUUUCUACCAGAAACAGCCAACUAAGUGCCAGAUUAUAUUCGAGUGACAAAAAAGAGAAUUUGAUGCCACGAAACAUUUUGAGGGAAAAGGACAUUGCCACAGACCAGGAGGAAAAAGGCAAAGUUUACGAUAAGCGCCCUUUCAAAUUUCCUCUAGAAGCAAACAAAAAAUACCUUUGGUGCUCGUGUGGUAGAAGCAAGACACAGCCUUUUUGUGAUGGGUCUCACAAGGUAGACGGUUUUAAGGUUAAACUGAAGCCUGUGGUGUUCGCAGUCGCCGAGUCCGGGGAGUACUACCUCUGCAAUUGCAAACAGACAGAAAAUAGGCCUUUCUGCGACGGAACCCACAAAAGGCAGGACAUUCAGGAUGCCAUUAAAUACUAAAAGGGUUAACAAAUCCACUUCGGUAGCAAAUUCAUUGUUAAAGCUUCAUAAAUAUUCAUAAUUUUCUGUCUUACGUUCAUUAAAAGAAAAAGUUUGUUUCAAUAAAAUAAAAUUUUAUUCCUUUCUAGAAAAUUGCAGCUU